UGUGUGUGUGUGUGUGUGUGUGUGUGUGUGUGUGUGUGUGUGUGUGUGUGUGUGUGUCUUGUUGGUAUAACUGUCUGCCUGUGUAUGUGUGCAGUAUAUCAGUUUGACUUCUGUAAGUGGUUGUUUAUGAACUUGAAUGUUGAAGGCCUGUGGACUGAUGGGAAUAAAGGAAAAAAAGAAAAGAAUGCAGGAAUGAGCCUGCAAAGGAACUGCUGGAGUCUCUCCGUGUCUGUAUGUGAAUGCGUGUGUGUGUGUGUGUGUGUGUGUGUGUGUGUGUGUGUCUAUGUGUGUUUGCUUGUCCUCCACUUUUAUGUGCCUGCACUGUGCUGGCCUCAUUCAGACCUUUAAUUAAGUGCUGCUUAUGUGCUCGGCCACUCCACUGAUUCCAGCCCUAAAGGUAUACUUUAGAUGCGUAGUGUUUUUUAAAAACGCCAAAACAUUAAAUUGGAUGCUUAGGAUGAAGCAUUGAGCCAGAAAACCUACAGGAACACAUUCAAUUUGUUUCAAGCGGAGUCCUUGUGUGGAAGACAAGUAAUAUAGAGUUUUUAUUAAAAGUCUAAAAGGCUGAAGGAUCUAAUAGUAGUCUGAACAAGUUAAAAUAUGCAGCUGUCUAUCUGCAUAUCUGACUUUUUUUACUCCACUGCAGCACAUAAAAUGCAAAAACUAUGUUCAUUCUUAAACACUGAACAACAUGAUGUUACAAAGAAAACAAAAUUUGCAUUUUCAGUAUAAAUAGACAAACCCUGCAUCCUAUUGUGGAAGUCUACAAUACAGCUAAUGAGAAAGAAACAUUCAAAAUGUGUACUACAAACAUCCCUCACUCACUUCAGUGUCUUCUGUACCACUGUAAUUUGGAUGGUGGCAAAAGGAGAUGUUGCAUCAUUUGGAAGAAGGAAAAUAGAAAAUCUGCCCUUUCUUUUUGUGAGAGUGCACCCAAUGUCCCUUUAUAUUAUAUAUUACUAUUGUAUAACUAUAUAUUACAGAAGAUACUGCAGCUCUAUUUAAAAAGCUUUAAUAGCUUGUUUACAUCUGUUGUAUCUGCUAGCAUUGGAACUAUUUUAUGAACACACUGUCUUGAGAUAUGGUGGGAUCUGAAAAAUGGGAAGCGAUUUCAACUUGUCAAGCAUGUACAGUAUGUACAAUAUAUAUUAUUAAAUAGUGUAUAUGCUAUGCUGCUGGAAUGUAACUGUCUAGAUUGGGGCUGUAAGACAUAUGUAUGGUUUAAGGUAUUAUGCAAGUAAGGAAGGUUCUUUUCAGUGAGCAGGUUGUUGAAGUUGAAGUCAUUGUAUAAAUGCUAUAAAUGGCUUAUAAUGCAAAGGUAAUAUUUUAGGCCCUUGCAAUGUAAAAUAUUUCUCUAGUGCCUUUACAUUUAUUUCAUCCGUAUGUUUAUUUACUGCAGAUUAUGCUAACUUUGAUAAUAGUUUCUUCUUUGUAGACUGUAAUAGCGUUGCAUUUUGAAAAUAGCCCCAUAUGUAGUGGCUGAAAAUGUUUUGAGUUUGAAAAAACUAUUAUUCUAUAUUGUAGCUAAUAAAGUGCUGUUUUUUCUUGUUUCCUUUUCUGGUGUCCCUUUCCUACCUUCUUCCCUUUCUUUCCUACUUCCUUAGUUCCUUCACUCUUUUCUCUUCUAGUUGUCUCACUGAAUCUGAGACAAACAGUAGAGAGGUCAGUGACAGAUCUCCAACACAUGAAUCUUCUGACCAAGUAGGGGUAACACUCUCUGCCUUCAGUGGACUGAAUGAUGCAGAAUCUGGUCACAUGAUCCCACAUCAACCACAGCCACAGCUGGCAGGCUCAUCAGUCAAUAAGCAACAGCCAGAGGAGGAUGCUACUAUCUCCAACUAUGUCCUCAUUCCCAAACCUGGCAGCCUCUUAAACACCCAACAUCAAGAGAACAAUGUGUCAUCUACAGCCCCCCUUCACUUGGUUGGCUUCCCUAUGCCGUAUUCAAGUUCUGUUGACAUGUUUUGUCAAAUGCACCAAAACCAUUUGUCUAACAUGAACUAUCCAUUAGCUCCAAUGCUGGUACCUGUAACAUAUUCUGACUCAACCCCAAAUCAAAUACCAUCAUCUCAUGCCCAAAGGCCAAAUGAUGCAGUGUUUUUGCCAGCCAACAUGCCACAUUUUCUUGGACCCAGUCCUGUUUGUGCCCACACUCCAGCCUCCUGUUUACCUGUUUUUAGUGUAUUACCUGGUCAAGGACUAUACUUGUCACACUGUGGUGACGCCUCAUUAUUUCAAAACCAAGCACCAGAGGCUUCUCCUGAUUCUGUCCCUGACCAUAGACGAGCUGCUUCACAUAGUACAGUUACAGAGCCAUCAAGCUUUCAAGUGCCAACAGCUGGAAGCAAUUUCCAUUUGACACCACUAGAGGACAGCACAGACUCAGAAAAAUUCAAGUCCAGUGACUGUUUGACUGAUCGUGAUGGUGAUGACCGCAAAUUAUAUAGCCGAGCUUCUGAGUCUCUGAAGGCAACACAAACUCGGUUUGACCUUUCUCCUCAACACAGUUUCCCAGUCCAAGUCAAUACACAUCUAUCUCAAAUAUAUGCACGUCAUCAUGUACUUUCUACCAAACCAGUCAGGAGAGAACUCCUGUCAAGUCCUCUGGACUUCCUGCCCAGAGCAGCCCCCCGCCCCCCUCCUCUCACCCCCAGUGCCCCCAAACAUCCCAUACGACACAAACACGCUGAGCACCAUAGUCCAUUGCAGGCGAGAACAACUUAUCAGAGCAGCCCUCCUGAGAAGGCAGUGUCUCGGUCCUUAUUGGACGCCCUGCUCAUCACUCCAAUCACACAACCUUCACCACUGCGUUUGAGGAAGAAGAAGAAGCGUCGUAGCGUCAGUGAGCUGCAGUUGCCCAAGAACAAGAGGGUGUCUUGGCAUCAGUCUGCCACAGAAGCGGGAGACCCCCUCUUCUCCUCUCCCGUCAAUGCUGUCUAUUUGUUUAGGUAAAUUUAAAGUCUCCUAUUUUCUCCUUUUCCUUGUGAAUUGUAUAUUUGACCACGUAUCACACAACUACCAUCCCACAGUUACAUAGUUAAGCAGUCAUUCAGAAAGGAUGAAUCAAUCAUUUUAGAGAUCUCCUGGGUGGGAAACGAAGUGAACCCCCUGCUGUGUAAGGAUCAUUUGAUGUCAAAUGUUCCAAGUGUUCAAAUUAAGUGUGUGUGCAAGAAAUAUCAGAGGCAGGGAGGGCAGCUGAAACACAGACCAUCUACUGAGGUGAAGCCAGCACACACGUGUGACAUUCUUCCUCUAUCUUUCUCACUGCCUUCCAGUUCGCCCCUCAUAGUCUCUGCCUCUAUCUCUCCCUCACUUCUUCUCUUCAACUCUUUUCUUUUUCACUCACACAAACAUACAGGCACCACUCAACGUAACUAUGACUGCAGUUGCCAUAACACUUGUCUCCCAUGAGUCCCCUAACGGCCAGGCACAACGGGAAGACAGCAGUGAUCCAACUGUUGGCAUUGGCUACAGCUAUGCAUUAUGGGUGUAAUACGUCUGGGGGAGAGACUGUUGGCCCACCCAAGCUCCUCAGCUGGCGCUGAUGAACAUGCACAUACUUAAAAACACACACACAAACACACACUUGAUGUUACUCAUAGAGAGGUCAUUCAUUUUGCAUCAUUUUAAAAGGCAGUGGAGAGUUUGGGGCCCUGGGGCCACAUAUGACUGAAGAUCUAUUUGUAAGACAGAAAAACUGAAAAUGAGUUUCAAAGCCGGACUUUAAACCAAACCUGCAAGAAUAUUUUGUAUUCAGUCAAAAUAUAUUUAUUUCAAUUAAGCAAAACAACAUUUCUGAAAACAUUUUGUAAUUUGUUUUAAUCUGUUUAUUGGCCAGUUUAAUAAGUUCAAAAUAAGAGAACAAAAAUUUGUCUCUGUGGCUCUAGGAAACAAAAAUCUCCCAGAAGCAUUUUUUCCUGGAGAAGGAAAGAGGGUGUUGCCCCACAUAGAUCCAACACAAGGUUUCUCGUACUUGGAGCGCAGCGCUGUGAAAAUCUGACCCCCUUGACUCAAGGGAGGGAACGUUUGAGAAUAUAUUGCGCUCAGAACAAAAUGUAUUGCCUUUGUACUCAAAUCAAUGGCCAUGGAUAUUACAUGUUUACAUUUCUUUCACCCUGUGUCACAGCAUGUGUCACUGACUGUGAACUGAACGCCUAUCAUAGCACUAUACUAGGCCCAAUUGAUCUAUUUAAUGUAGGAUACUGAGAAAUACCCCUGGUCUUGUGAGGUCAUUUUCUCUAUUUCGUCACUUAAAUUAGUGUUCUGGCAUCGUUUGAUGUGAUCACCACUAAAUUUUUACUGCAGAGUUUCUUAAAAUUACUCAGCCUUUGACCCAAAUGUGAAAUUUAUUUUUAUUUCUUGGGGCGCAUGGAAAUGGACUGCCAAUGUUGCCGCAGGGACCCAUUCAGUUUGUCUCUUCAAGACCUCAAUUUAGCAUCCAAAUCCAUGAGACAUUUGAAUUACAAAGGGCGGUGGCAACAAUGUGUACCUGUAUGAAGCUGCAUAUAUAGUUGUUGUGGCCCUUAAUGUGGUUAAACUCCAUACUGUACCAUAAGAUCUUUGUCUCCCCUCCAUCAUUCGUACUGCUAGUCUGGCAUCUGCCUACAGUACAUCUGGAAUCGGCACCUUUGUUCAUUACACCAUGCUAUAUUUCACUCCACUGGAGUCAAUUACUCUCUGUUAAGUCAUUUAAAUUGAUAUUCUGGCACUGGUUUUGAAUGGGUGUGCUGUAUUAUUAGUGCUACGCAAACCUACUCUUCCCCUAUCCAUCAUCAGGCUGGUGGCCUGGACUCUGUUCUGCUGUGAAAGUGGCACAUGGGCAGCAUUUUUGUGCGUAUUGUAGUCACAAGUAGGAAGUGCACCGUGAAGUUGCCUACUGUACUGUUUUGGCUGUAGCUGAAUGCUGUGUUUUGGUUGGUACCAUAUUCGUCUUUGCUCUGUCAGCAGGUAGGUGGUCUGGAAUCUGUCUCUCCGUAUUUUGACAGGAACUUGAAAAAUUUAGACUGUUCCAGAGUUUUUUUCUUAUCAUUCAUGUGUUUUUUUUCCUAGUGGCUAUGAGUACAGUGGAAUUUAAAAGAUGUUUUGCUGGUGAUUACCUCUUUGUAAAUAACGGAAAAACUAACUCACAUAUUAUGCAGUACAUACACAAACAGAAUCAGCCACAUUUUGCUGUUUUGCUGUGUGAUCAUCACUCUGAAUGAGCGAGAUGCAAAUGUAUGUAUUUUGCAUUUUAAGCUGUGCAAAUUGAGUUUAUUUAACAUUUAAUGUGCAGGGGCAAUGGUUAGAGGCUGGUUGUUUUAAUGUAAUGAAUUUAAUUAAAAAACAUAUUACUUGAUUUACAUAUCAUUUGUGUUUCUGUUAUGU
Messenger RNA from Dicentrarchus labrax (European seabass), 5364 nucleotides. RefSeq lists its product as uncharacterized. Lineage: Eukaryota; Metazoa; Chordata; Actinopteri; Moronidae. The transcript has 7 exons. The record is from RefSeq and is a predicted model, not a curated record. Bases 1756 to 2952 code for a protein of 398 amino acids.